AUGGUGCUCCUGACCGGGGAUGGGAAGGGGGGCGGGGAGAGCCGGGGUCCCAUAGCAGGGAAGCUGUUGCAACUGCCUCCCUCGGAGCAAGGACCGGGAGCUGAAGCGGAGAAGAAUCUAGGCGGCGGCGGCAACCACACCACCAGCCCCCUCAUCACGCGAGCCGAGCAGUCAGGAAGAGGAGAGGCGGAGGGCGACGAAGGCGACUAUGAGGAGUACGAGGACUUCUCGGAGCUGCCGGACACGCGCAGCAUCGCUUCCGACGACUCCUUCUACCCCCCGCUGGCCGACCACGACGACGACGAGGACGACUGGUCGCUGGGCGAGUCGGACCCUUCCGACAGCCCGGAGCCGCUCACCCUCUUCCGAGCCUGCUGCACCAACAAUGUCCUCGCCCUGCGGGCGCUCAUUCGCCAAGGAAUAGAGGACGACGAGGCGAAGGAGACCGACCGCAACAAGCGGACUGGCCUUAUUGUUGCCUGUUACCAGGGUUUUGUGGACAUUGUAAUAGCCUUAGCACAAUGCCCUCAUAUUGAUGUAAACUGGCAGGACAAUGAAGGGAACACGGCUCUAAUUACAGCUGCCCAGGCAGGACACAUUACUAUUACACAAUAUUUACUCAACUAUUAUCCUGGCCUUGAUAUUGAGAAAAGGAAUGUUUUUGGCUUUACUGCACUCAUGAAGUCUGCAAUGCAAGGACGAACUGAAUGUGUCAGAGCCUUAAUGCUGGCAGGUGCAAAUAUUCAUGCAACAGACCCAGGCCGUGGGUUCACUCCUUGGGAAUGGGCAUGUUUCACAGGAAGAAUAGAAUCUGCCUAUCUUAUGCAGAAAUUAAUGGACAAGCCAUGUGCUGAACAAUUUUGUAACAACUAUGAGUUAGAAUGGCCAAAGAUGAAGGAACUUCUUGUCAAGGCUACAGAGCCAAAAAGCUGUUUGCAGAGGAUCUCAGAAGGCGUGAGAUCAGUAAUGACUUUUGGAGCUUUCCAUGGCCCUGAAGAGGAUGGUGUUCUUGAUCACAUGGUAAGGGUGACAACAAGUCUAAGGAGCAAUUUUGUUGCCAUAGCUUGCAGGACUGUGUGCCCUGGAAGUCCCCCUGGGAUUGGAAAACACAGGCCUGCUGUGCAGGAAAUCAUUAGGAAACAAAGAGCCCAGGAAAUUCGAUCUUUGGAGGACAGAGAUCAUUUCAACAGCUAUGAGAAGCUAUUUCAGAACUCCAGAGUUAUGUUAGUUUCCAAAAAGAAGGAGCGGCGAGCCAGCCUACAGCCCUUCAGCCUAAACGUACCUCAGGUGAGCAUUGUGGUUCCAAGGAAAUCUAGCCUCUUGCCACUGCACUUGCUGAGAAGGAGCAGCGUGCGCCCAGGGUUUGUAAUCCCCAAGGUCCGUGUCAACAAGGCACCUCCACCUACCUUCCAGCCAGAGAAAGUAAGGCGAAAAAGCAGUGCCAGUGAUGGGACCUACCUGGAGAUUCCCAAAUGGAGGUAUAAAGAGUUGAAGGAAGAAAGGAAGAAGGCGGAGGAAGAAGAAAAGAAAAAAGCAGAAUCAGCCCAGAAACAAGGAUCUCCCCAGAGAAACAGAACUUGAGACUAGAAAUCAUGACAGUGGCACUGCGGUCAGCACUCAAGGCAAUGUGCUGUAUGAGGGCUGUUGAGUGACAGAAGUUAAGAAAGAGAAAAUCAAACCAAAGGCAACAUUCUAGAAAACACCACUCAUGAAAGGGUCGAUUAAAAUAUGUAAGGGAAAAUGGGGAAUAUGUGAGCAGUUUUUGAACAUGGAAAAGGUGGGUUUUCAUGACGGAGAACGAUUGUCAUCUUAAAGAUAGGACAGGGGAAAUGGAAUUAAGCUACAGGAACAGAAGAGUAGCCGAAAUCUGGGGGGACAUUUUUCUAACAAUAAAGGGGAAAUUGGCAAUGGAGUAUAUUUGUAAGGGAAUCUGUACUGUUGCCCUAACGGGAAGAGGUUUUUUUAAUAGAUUACAUAAACAAUCAGGAAAUGUGGAAAACAAUAGCCUAUACAUAUUGUAUGUGUACGAUUCCCCCCACCCCAACUCAGUUAAAAUAAAGAUCUUUAGCUUUCUGCCUGCAUAUAAGAAAUUAUGAAUAUUGCAGAAAAAUUUGCAAAAAUCUCAGGGCAUUUUGCAGAGGACUACAAGUUUGUGAUCUGUAUCAUAUGGAUGAAUGAGACAUUAUGGUUGUUAACUAAAACACAAAAUGUGAAAGAAGGUGCAGAUUGGGCUAAUUCCACAGCAAACUGCAAUAUUCUUAUGACUUCUAUUAUCCCCCCCCCCCCAAUUUUAGGUGUUAUCACUUUUGAAUCCUAGCCUCAUCAAGAAGCUCAGGACAGAAUUCCACGAGGUUAUCUCAUGUUAUGCUUAUAGCAACUUUGUAAGGUUGGUGAGAGGCAGAGAGACAGUGAAGCUAUGCUCACAACCAGAAGAAAUCGGGCUACGGGAGCCUAGCCCAAUUUCUCCUGGUUGUCUGCUGCUAUGGGAGC
Molecule: messenger RNA, 2490 nt
Organism: Hemicordylus capensis (graceful crag lizard)
Lineage: Eukaryota; Metazoa; Chordata; Lepidosauria; Squamata; Cordylidae
Gene: ANKRD33B
Product: ankyrin repeat domain 33B
Exons: 4
Coding region: 1-1581 (526 amino acids)
Molecular function (GO): protein binding
Source: RefSeq, a predicted model, not a curated record